AUGGCGAGCUCCGGUUGCCCGUUGCGAGCUGAAGCCAAGCCCACGAAUGAUGGAUGUCCCAUGCGUUCGGCGAAUGGUGAGGUGCUGAAUCCUCGAAAUAUGAUGCCUGAGAUGCCACAAACACCUGCUGCCACACAGAGCAUGGACUUGAAGAAAGACCGUGAGGUGUCCUCAAUCCCAAAGACUGGAGAAGCGGGCAACUGGGUCUACCCCUCACCUCAGCAGUUCUACCAUGCGCUGUUGCGCAAGAACAAGGAGGCAGAAGCUGAGGCCAUGGAUGAUGUGGUCUACGCUCACAAUGUCACCAACGAGAGGUCUUGGAAAGCUGUUCUGGACUGGGAAAAGCUGCACUCCAAAUCUUGUCCGACACCAAGCUUACUCCGCUUUGUUGGGCGACAAAAAGAUUUGAGCUGGGGUGGAUGGUGGUCCAAGCAGCUGUCCUACAGAGGUGUGCCCUUUGACAGACAUGACUGGUUUGUGGACCGAUGUGGUCAGCGCACAGUGCGCUACGUGAUUGACUACUACGAUGAUAUUAAAGCAGGUGAUGCAGAAGAUCUGCAAAUCACCGUUGAGGCGAGGCCUGCCAUUGAUACCACAGGAGACUUCUUGGACCGACUCAGAAGACCAGGAUGGCAGUUGAAACGAAUGUGGACAGCCUUCUUUGGGGGAGGCGGAAAAGGCCAAUGA
Molecule: messenger RNA, 687 nt
Organism: Cladocopium goreaui
Lineage: Eukaryota; Dinophyceae; Suessiales; Symbiodiniaceae
Source: the annotation of a GenBank genome assembly